GGGCGGAAUACACUUUUAAGGGUUUUUUUUUUUUUUUUUUUAUCCCUGUCACUCUUCGAAGGAAAAUGAAGAAGAGUAAUGCCGUUGUUGAAGUCCUACUGCGAUUACCGUGAGAAGCAAUUCCAGGACACACCAGCCGCUAGGAAGCGACAUCUCCAAGGCGUCCAGCACCAGCGUGCCAAAGCUCUCUACUACCAAAACUCCUCCUCCUUCUUUUUACCAGCAGAUGCCAAUCACCAGAUGCAUCCUGAGUCCUUCGGGAAAGGAUUCUGCAAUCGAUUCCUCAGAACAGGAUCAUGCCAAUAUGGUGAUUCAUGUAAAUAUUAUCACCCCAAGCAAAACUUCCAGAGUUUAAAUCCUCAAGUCAUACCGGCAGAUAAUAUUCAUUCACCAAGUAUUGCCGAGAGUCAACUAGUCGGAGGAGGACCUUUUCCAGGUGGUACGGUUAGGGAUAGUAUGGGAAUUUCGCUGGGUAACUUACCUCCAUCACUUAAGCCACCGCCAGAGGGUGGAUAUCCUCCUCUUCCAUUUAUUGAUAGGGGAUAUUGAUUGGGUAUAGUAUGAGAUACGGGUAGCUGCAGAGAAGGAGCUCAUGUGUUCUUUGUUUCAAGUGAAUAUGGAGCUGAUACCAUGAUUUCUGAGUGGCCGAAGUGAGUUCUCUUUGUUCCUCC
Rhododendron vialii is the source of this 671-nucleotide messenger RNA. RefSeq names its product zinc finger CCCH domain-containing protein 3-like. The transcript is spliced from 6 exons. Gene Ontology annotation, cellular component: U12-type spliceosomal complex. The coding region runs from base 79 to 549 and encodes 156 amino acids. Gene Ontology annotation, molecular function: zinc ion binding. The record is from RefSeq and is a predicted model, not a curated record. NCBI's taxonomy places the organism in Eukaryota, Viridiplantae, Streptophyta, Magnoliopsida, Ericales, Ericaceae.